UCCAGAGUUCAAACAGCCGCAGUUUAGUUUCUUUUUAGCGCAGCAGGCGGACAGGACUGUUUACACCAGAAACUUUUUUUAAAUUCUCUCACACAGCGGUUUGGUUUUUCUCUCUUCCCCAAAGUUUUUUCCCAUUUCGUUCUUUAUUUUUUAUUUUUUUUCUACCAUUUUUUUUCUUUAUUGAUUUCACCCAGUUUGGAUUUUUACGCUCAGAUAAACUGAGCAUCGGGUCCGCGGUGCUCCGACAUGGCGCGCUUGUUCCUGCCGUGGCUCCUGCUGGUCUUCUCGGCGCAGACGGUUCUCACGCAGCCUCCAAAGGCGGUCUUCGAGCUGAAGGUCCAGUCCUUCAGCAGCUCCCUCAGCAUCUGCAGCCAGUCCAGCGACUGCCGCAUCUUUUUCCGCAUAUGCCUCAAACAUCAUCAGGGCGUCAUUAACCCGGAGCCGCCGUGCACCUACGGGAACGCAAGCAGCGCCCUGAUGGACCCCGGCUCCAUCGCCCAGAGCUCCCCCAUGAGGGUGAACGUUUCCUUUAAGUGGCCGGGCUCCUUCUCUCUGAUCCUGGAGGCCUGGACCGCGGAAUCCUCAGAUCUGAAGGCUGCAGGGGACCAGAGCAACCUCCUCAGCCGGAUGACGAGCCUCCGCCGGCAGACUGUCGGGGAGAAAUGGUCCCAGGAUGUCCAGCAGGACAACCAGAGCCAGCUGGACUUCGCCUAUCGGGUGGUCUGCAUCGAGAACUACCACGGGGAGGACUGCUCAGCCUACUGCCGGCCCCGGAACGACACCUUCGGCCACUUUAACUGUGACGGCGAGGGGAACCGCCAAUGCCUGGAUGGCUGGAGUGGACAGUACUGCACGGACCCCAUCUGUGCAGGAGGCUGCGGCGAAGACCGUGGCUUCUGCGAGUCAGCCGGGAUGUGCAAGUGCAAGCAGGGCUGGGAGGGGAAACACUGCGACCAGUGCGUGCGGCACCCGAACUGCAUCCACGGGACCUGCCAGCAGCCCUGGCAGUGCAACUGCAAGGAGGGCUGGGGAGGCCUGUACUGCGACCAAGACCUGAACUAUUGCACCAACCACCGGCCGUGCCAGAACCAAGCCUCAUGCACCAACACCGGCGAGGGGAGCUAUACCUGCACGUGCCAACCUGGCUUCACUGGCAAGAACUGCGGGACGGAGACCAACGAGUGCGACAGCAACCCCUGCAGGAACGGAGGAAGCUGCAAAGAUCUGUUGAACGAUUAUUCCUGCGCAUGCCCUCAGGGCUUCUAUGGGAAGAAUUGCGAGAUAAGUGCCAUGUUAUGUGCAGAUGAGCCGUGCUUUAAUAGAGGAACCUGCAUGGAGUCCGACACCGGCGGCUACAGCUGCCUCUGCCCGACUGGCUUCACUGGCUCCAACUGCGAGAAGCGGAUGGAUCGAUGCAGCAGCAACCCCUGUGCUAACGGUGCGCAGUGUCUGGACCUUGGUAACAGACUCAUGUGCCGGUGUCGGCCCGGCUUCACCGGUGCUCGUUGCGAGACCAACAUCGAUGACUGUGCAAGCAACCCCUGCCGCAAUGCUGGCACAUGCGUGGAUGGCAUCAACGACUUCACCUGUAGGUGCACUCUGGGCUUCUCGGGCAAGGACUGCUCUGUGCGCACGAGUCCAUGCGACGAUUUCCCCUGCAGCAAUGGGGGCACCUGCUACGCCCACUUCACCGGACCCCUAUGCAGGUGUCCUUUAGACUUCAUGGGUGAACGCUGUGAGUACUUUCUCAGCUUUCCCACUCAAAGACCCCCUAAAGGCGAAGACUCCAAUCCCGCACUGAUUGCAGCCAUCGCCUUUGGUCUGGUGACUCUGAUGCUGCUUAUGUGUGCUGGUGUCCACAUCCUGCGUCAACUCCACCGUAGCAGGAAGCUAGCAGCCAUCUCCAGGUCUGUCAAGAACGACCUUGAGACUGUGAACAACCGCAACACUGUGAUCGGUGGGGGUGGGCCCAACAAUGGGUGUUUAGUGGGAACUCAAUUUUGCAGCUUGAAGGAGAAGGAGGCCUUUCUUCUCCCUGGAGGUCCAUAUAAAGUGUCCAACAAGGAUGCAGCGCUGGCAGAGAAGGGCAGUGACAACGUGUCCAUGUAUAAAAACAAAAUGGCCGACUGUAACCUUGCCAAAGAAGAGCACCGCCUGGAGAAGAACAAGUUUGACCCUCAGAAACACGACUCCUCCAUCAUCAUCCCACCUCUCAGUUUUGCAAAGGACGGUCUCUAUCAUCCAGUAUUCCUCAUCCCUGAGCCUGUGGAGCAGCAUGUGUUUGCCACAGAGGUAUAACUUUGAGUUUUCAGACCACCAGCGGAGGGGCUUUCACGCUGGAGGGCCUGAAACUGUUCUGUCACGGACAGAAAAACCAGAGGAUCUAUUCUACACAAAAGUUUCUAUUUAAUAUUUAUUGCUGCUACUCAAUGGAAACAAACAAACACCACAAAGACUGUUAUUUUGCCUCGAUAGUGACAAUGUUCGGAUGACAAUGAGAGAGAAGAAGAAAAGCUGAAUGUUCCGCGUCAUUUGCACUAUUUAUCUUUUUUUUUAAUAUAUAUAUACUUUAUAAAUCCUAAUUUAACUUUCUUCACUUUCUUGAGAAUGAACGAAGAGAUGAAUUGUUCUUCGAUCUGAAAAGUCCUGUUUGACAAGAACAAUCAAUCAAUCACUUCACCUGCCUGAUGUUGCAGGAACUGAAACUGUGUUGGAACAAUCGGGACUUUAUAACAAGUCCCAAAUCUAUAUAUAUAUGUUAUUUUCAGAAGACUUCACUUUGUUCCUAUCUUCUGGAUUCGGUUAUCUUGCAUUGGAAACAUUGAGCUCAUAAUCCGCGUCCAAACAGAGGUGCCUUGUUAAGAAAAGCAGCUAAAGGAUGUCAAAUAGUGGAAUUAAACUGGAUCUGACUGACUUCUAUCAGGUCGGUCUUUUCUUUCCUGCCUGCUAAUCCCAUCGAGACAUGAAAGCUUCGACCUUGAAAUUAUUCUGGUCUCCUUCCUGCUACUUUUUCAGCUUAUCUAGACUUUAUAGUCUGAACUCAAAAAAAAUAAUCUAAGAAUAUGUUGACAAUGUGAUAAAAAGUUCCGUCAAGAAUACAUUGCUCCGUUUUUCUUCCAGUGGACAUUCCAGUUUUUCUAGCUAACUUGCCAUUAUGCUGCUUUUAUAUGUUUACCUGCUACAGUAAGAGCAUUAGACCGUGAACAUGUUUCAGUGCAAACAGCUGUGGGGAUUUUAUGUCUUCAGUGUGCCAGUUAAGGACUCAACAGGGGUCUUUUUAUUAUGCCUUUUUAAAUACUCCAUUUGAAACCAAAAAGAUGCCUUUUUAAUGUGCAGUCAUG
Molecule: messenger RNA, 3341 nt
Organism: Cyprinodon tularosa
Lineage: Eukaryota; Metazoa; Chordata; Actinopteri; Cyprinodontiformes; Cyprinodontidae
Product: delta-like protein C
Exons: 10
Coding region: 247-2298 (683 amino acids)
Biological process (GO): multicellular organism development; heterophilic cell-cell adhesion; Notch signaling pathway
Cellular component (GO): plasma membrane; protein-containing complex
Molecular function (GO): calcium ion binding
Source: RefSeq, a predicted model, not a curated record